AUGUCAAAGUGUGUGAUAUUAUUUGAUGAUGAUAAAACACAAUGUAAAACACUCUUACAUUCUAAAAAAAUGAUGACAUGCUUAAAUCCUGAUUGUUUGACUUAUCCUUAGAUUUGUUGUUCUGAUUGUAUAGAAUAAUUGCAUCAACAUAAAGGAAAUUCAAUGACUCUAGAAAAAAGCUAAUUUGUUAAUUAAACUAAUAAAAAGUAUUCUGAAAUAUAAGAGUAAGUAUAUGCAUUAGAAGCAGAAUAUUAAAAUUUUGAAAAAAAGGGUUCUAAUCUUAAAAGACUAUUUAACGGUGAUAUUGAGAGAAUGAGAAUUUAAUUAAAUAAAAUUAUAGAUUCAUUAAAAGAACAAAUUAAUAAGUAAAUAGAUCUAAGUAUUUCAACAACUAAAAAAUAAGUAACUUAAAAAAUUGAAAAGACUAAAGAUGCUUUGCAAUAAUUUAAACCAAUUAAUAUUAGUAAAAUUUAUAAUGAUUAAUUAAAAAGAUUGAUAAAUGCUAUGUGGCAUACAGAUUAUAAAUUGGAAAGAGAUUAAUUAAAAAUAUUCUUUCCUAAUUUAUAAGAGAAAUUAAGAGGAAAAUUAUCUUAAAUUAAUGAUAGUGUAUCAUAAGAAUUGGUUUAAUUGAGUCAAGAAUUAAUACAAGAAUCAUAAGAAGAAAUAUAAUCUUUUAUUGAUUAAAGAACACCAAAUGAUAAUUUAUCUACUUAAAGUGAUGAAUCUAUAGUGAAUAAAUUAGUAAAUUUAAGGGAUAGUUUGAAAUUAUAAAUGGAAUAACAUUUAGCAGCUAAAAAUUGUACUCAUAAGGGAUGUCAUUAAGUAACUCCUGUUAAAGCAUAUUAUGGAUAUUAUUAUCAUAUAAGUGGUUAUGCUUUAUAAGGUGAAUUACCAAUAUCUGUUUGUGCAAAAUCUAAGAAAUUGGCUGAGAAAAUGGAUAGAGUAGUGAAUGAUUUGUAUAAAUUAUAAUAUAGAGAUUCCACGAUAGAUGAUUGUGUGUAAGCAUAUUUUAUAUAUUGA
This is a messenger RNA of Paramecium pentaurelia, 1020 nucleotides long. The record is from the annotation of a GenBank genome assembly. Lineage: Eukaryota; Ciliophora; Oligohymenophorea; Peniculida; Parameciidae.